GCUAUCUAUCACGUAUAAAUAGGGCCAACAUGCUCGAAUCGGAUACCUUCUCUCCUCAGACCAGUCCCAAUGGCCAAAUUCUACGACGAUAUUCCUCCGUUCAUGAUCGAAUGGAUCCUCAAACAACACAUGUUCUGGGUAGCUUCAGCACCCCUCUCUGGCGCGGGGCACGUCAACGUAUCUCCCAAGGGCACUGCAGAUUGCUUCCAUGUCCUCGACAACCACAAGGUCUGGUAUGAGGAUCUGAGUGGAAGUGGCGUAGAGACUAUAUCGCACUUGCGUGAGCCUGGCAAUGGUAGAGUCACAAUCUUGUUCCAGGCAUUCGAAGGGCCAGCUCGUAUCGUCAGACUCUUUGGCUACGGAAAGUUCCACGAAUUUGGCACGCCUGAGUUCGACGCACUAAUCCCCCAGAACAUGCGCAAGCCAGGCUGCCGUGCCGCUAUCGUGAUUGAUGUUUACCAAAGCAUGACAUCUUGCGGCUACGCCGUUCCUUUCUAUCAGUUCGUCGGCCACCGCCACGAGCUUAUCCGCUUCUUUGAUAAGAGGGAGGUCGCUGACAGGCGUGCUGUGGAAGAAAGCUCCACUGAGCACCAAGCAAACGGUCUAAAGGCGUACUGGGCGUUGCAAAACUCGUCCUCUCUUGACGGUUUACCGGGACUCCAGAUCGCACAAGAUUCUGACGUCCUUCCCAUAAGCACUUUUGGCAGAGAUAUCAAGGAAGACGGAUCAAGCUCUAUCACAGCCGCUGCUAUUAAGACAGAGGUUCUAGAAAAGGUUGACCCUCGCAUAACAUUGAUGGCUGGUUUUUUCCUUGGGAUAGCGACCACAGCUCUUUUAUCGAAGCGUCUGAUGCCAGCUCUAGAGUCGUUCACGGGCUUCGCGCACUGGGCGACCAAGAUUCGGAACAGUCCAAUCAUUGCUGCCCGUCGAUUCCCUGACGCACCCCACCAUCCUUUCUCAACCAUGGGCAAGUAUUUCGACGAAAUCCCUCAAUUCAUGAUUCAAUGGAUCCUCAAGCAGCACCUAUUCUGGGUUGCAACUGCUCCGUUGUCUGGGACAGGCCAUGUUAAUGUCUCGCCUAAGGGGACGGCGGACUGCUUCCAUAUUGUUGAUAGUCAGAAGGUCUGGUAUGAAGACUUGAGCGGUAGCGGGAUUGAGACUAUAUCCCAUCUUCGUGAGCCUGGUAACGGACGGAUCCGAACUGUCAUGUUCCAAGCGUUCGAUGGACCAGCGUGCAUCGUCAGGCUCUUUGGGUAUGGGACAGUGCAUGAAUUCGCCACGCCCGAGUUCGACGCGUUGAUCUCUCCAGACAUGCGCAAGCCCGGCACCCGGGCCGCCAUCGUCAUCGACGUAUACCAAACCAUGACUUCCUGCGGCUACGCGGUCCCGUUCUACAAGUUUCUCGGCCACAGGCACGAACUUGUACGUUACUUCGUCAAACGGGAGGCAUCUGACCAGCGUGCCAUCGAAGAGGACUCUGCCGAAGCCAAGGCAGACAGUUUGAAGACAUUUUGGACGAAAUACAACCUGGCUUCUCGAGAUGGACUUCCUGCUCUUUUGACUGCGCCGGAAUCGGACGUCGUCCCUACCAGCACUCUUCGUAGAGACACCAAAGAGGAUAACACGGCGACGAAAGCUGCCAAAAGGAUGCAGAUGAAGACCAUUGCGAAACUUGAUCCUCAUAUCACACUAAUAGCCGGCUUUGUCCUGGGCAUCUUCGUCGCCUCCGUUUUGUCGAAGUGGAUCAUGACACCCCAACCACAACUGAUUUUCUUGCAUGAGCUGUAA
Coniophora puteana RWD-64-598 SS2 is the source of this 1788-nucleotide messenger RNA. RefSeq lists its product as uncharacterized. The transcript is spliced from 9 exons. The record is from RefSeq and is a predicted model, not a curated record. Bases 70 to 1788 code for a protein of 572 amino acids. NCBI's taxonomy places the organism in Eukaryota, Fungi, Basidiomycota, Agaricomycetes, Boletales, Coniophoraceae.